AUGGCUCAUUUUGCAAUAUUUAUGCUUUUGAUUGCUUUGGUUACUAUGUUAGUUUGUGUUGCACCAUGUUUUGAAGCAAGAAGACAAUUGAACAACAUGGAUAAGAAGGUAAAUAACCUGGCUUCUUCGGCCCCAUGCAAAGAAGGUCAUGUUUAUGGUAACUUGAAUCCUGGCCCUAGUCCUGGAGCCGGCCAUUCUGGCCCACCUGGUCCUGGAAUGGGUCAUGUUUAUGGUAACUUAAAUCCUGGCCCUAGUCCUAGGGACGGCCAUUCUGGCCCACCUAGUCCCGGAACGGGCCAUGUUUAUGGCAACUUGAAUCCUGGCCCUAGUCCUGGAGCCGGCCAUUCUGGUCCACCUGGUCCUGGAAUGGGCCACGUUUAUGGCAACUUGAAUCCUAGCCGUAGUCCUGGAGCCGGCCAUUCUGGCCCACUUGGUCCUACAAUGGGCCAUAAUCCUGGCCUUAGUCCUGGAGCCGGUCAUUCUGUCCCACCUGGUCCUGGAAUGGGCCAUGUUUAUGGCAACUUGAAUCCUGGCCUUAGUCCUGGAGCCGGUCAUUCUGUCCCACCUGGUCCUGGAAUGGGCCAUGUUUAUGGCAACUUGAAUCCUGGCCCUAGUCCUGGAGCCGGCCAUUCUAGCCCACCUGGUCCUGGAAUGGGUCAUGUUUAUGGCAACUUGAAUCCUUGCCCUAGUCCUAGAGCCGGUCAUUCUGGCCCACCUGGUCCUAGAAUGAGCCAUGUUUAUGGCAACUUGAAUCCUGGCCCUAGUCUUGGUGCCGACCAUUCUGGCCCACUUGGUCCUGGAAUGGGCCAUGUUGAUCGUAGGUUUAUGUCAGUCUCGAGUCAUGAUAUUGGUCAAUGA
Messenger RNA from Solanum tuberosum (potato), 858 nucleotides. Its product is annotated as collagen alpha-1(I) chain-like. Gene Ontology annotation, biological process: cellular response to nitrogen starvation; response to osmotic stress. The coding region runs from base 1 to 858 and encodes 285 amino acids. The record is from RefSeq and is a predicted model, not a curated record. The transcript is spliced from 2 exons. Lineage: Eukaryota; Viridiplantae; Streptophyta; Magnoliopsida; Solanales; Solanaceae.